Rubroshorea leprosula is the source of this 1082-nucleotide messenger RNA. NCBI's taxonomy places the organism in Eukaryota, Viridiplantae, Streptophyta, Magnoliopsida, Malvales, Dipterocarpaceae. The record is from the annotation of a GenBank genome assembly.
AGUCAAAAGAUUUGGGGUCGAAUUGAACCAUACUGGAAAGGUGAAGGAUUACCCAUUUCAAUUACGUAAUUUCAUUUCGAUUUAUUAGGCUAAAAUCGCCACCAAGGGAAUGUCUCAUCUGGUGAAUUUCGACCAGUGUGAGCAAUGUGCUUUUAGGAUUCACCUCUUUGUGGACAUGGGAGUAUCUGCCUGUCUCUUCAACUUAGAUAUCAACUUAGAUAUAUGGGAGUAACUACAUUUAUUAUGAAUUUGCCUGUGAACGUAUUUGCUUUUGAGCCCUUCCAUGCUUUCCUUUUUAUUUUAUUUAUAGAGACCAAUCCAUGGUAGGCUCUUCAAAUCUGUUAAAUGCUGCUCCAGAGCAAAUCAUUGUUUUAAGCUUUGUCCUCUCAAAGUAAAAAACUUGGAUGAAAUGUUGACAUUGCAUGCCAAGAAUCCCAGGAUUAGUGUUCUAAGGGUUAACUUGUCAUUCAAGUGCUUCAUUUUACACAUAUUUCUUAGAAAAGAAUAGUUCCACAUUCAAAUAUGAGUCGUUACUCCUAAUAUAAGUAGCCAACUGGUUACAAGGUAGCACAUAUUUACAGAAUUUGUAUGCCACUAUUGUUCAAGCUGUCAUUAACACUGAGCAGUGUGUACUGAUCUUGUGCAUUCAGUUGACUUGCUAACUUUUGUAGGUGAUGAGCGGUACCGUUGUGCAACCACUGCAAAGAUAAGUGCGAAGGAAAAAAGAAGUUAUGACUUUAUAAUCUGUAAACCGACUACUGAAAAUUACUUGUUGAGAUGAUCAAUUUGUGGAUUCCAAGAGGAUGAUGCUUCGCAUGUUUUCACCUGGAUGCAUGUAUAAUAGACGUGGUUGGAAGGAUUGAAAAUGAAGGACCAAUCAGCCUGACCGUUCUAGAUCGAAACUAUGCCUGACCUCUUGGCUUCAGAGUAUUGAGUAUUCUAUUGAAAUAAAUGUAUUAAUGAUUUUAAUCUUUUAUAUUUGUUAUAUUUGAAACAACUACAGGAAAUCAGAGUUUAUUCCCUUGGUGGAUGCUUAUAAUCAAAUAAUAAUGUAUUAAUGAUAAUAACUUAAGCUUGAACCU